AUGGAGGAAACCGAUGAAAAUUACGUUCCUGAGGAUAUCGUUACGGAAGCGGAAGAAGUAGCGAAGCGACGUAGAUUUUGCCACAAAAGUCCAAAAGAUGCUUACGACAAAGAGUUCAAAAUGUUUCAGUCUUGGAUGAAUUCACGGAAGAUAAAAGGUUUCGAUGGAAACCGUCACGGUAGAUGGAAGUCCUCGACAGUAGCAGAAGGAUACCUAGAAGAAUCGGUGCAUAACAAAAUACAAAUUGCAGAAAGAAUACAAGGUUCUAAUAUGUCGGCGUCUUCCAAUAACACUAUCAGCAGCUGUACCGAUAUGGGAGCAUCUGGUUCCAAUGAACCAACGAAUUUUACAAUUACUUCAAAUUCGAAAGAACCGUUAGCAUUUGCCUUCAAUCUCUAUAUCAAUGUGAAUCUUGCUUGCAGUACUCGUUAUCUAGAGAACAUCAGACCGAAGGUUCUGGCGAGAGCUGCUAUUAUCGAAUUAGACUACAGUGCUGGGCUACACCAAGAUAACGCUUGUGACGGACUCAAAAACACCGUAUGUCCACUAGUCGAAAACGAGAAAAUACAGUACGGACUCAGUCUAAAGUUAGAAACCUGGUUUCCUAAGGUAAGUCAGCUCUAA
Messenger RNA from Phaedon cochleariae (mustard beetle), 624 nucleotides. NCBI's taxonomy places the organism in Eukaryota, Metazoa, Arthropoda, Insecta, Coleoptera, Chrysomelidae. The record is from the annotation of a GenBank genome assembly.